AUGACAUCCGGACAACCAGUCGAUCAAUCAAUCAAACAGCAAAUUGCAGAGCAGAAGCGAAUGUGGACCCAAAUAAUUGCAGAUCAAAACCAGAGGGUCGAAUAUUUUGUGAGGACGCUCGGAAACAAACAUGAGGCCAGUGUGAGAGUGAUAGAGCGAGAGAAAACACUGGGCACAUGCAUGGGUGCCGCACCGUGGCCUUUGGAGACCAUUUAUGCCACACGGAGUCCCAAUGGCAAAGUAUUUGUGGAUGGCAAACUUGUUGGUACGAUUCCUGAUCCGAUUCCAGGUUUCAUAAGCACGUCUUCCGGUGGGCGCGAUGCUACUCCAGGUUCUGGCAGCUAUGGGGGCGGUUCUUACGACUACACGCCAGGCAUACAAAGCGGCCAGCUGUCAAACAUCGGGGCGAGCUACCUGAAGACAGGCAUGGGCGGAGAGUAUGGGGGCGCUGGUACCCCAGGAGGAUACAGCAAUUCCCAACGUGGCAGCAGCAACAAUCAAGGUGGCCGAGGAGGGCGACUCGUCCCCGACAAGGCCGUUGUGCCUGCAGCCACAAACAAAGUUACUGCCACGAAAGCUACGAAAAAGCCUGGUGCUAGCAAUGACCUCGCUGCUGGGCUCGCAAACUUGAAGCUUGCGCCGUCUCACUCGCCUGGCAGCGCCAAGGCAAAACCUCUGUCUCCAGUGGCCAACGGUGCUUCAGGCUCAGCUGCUCUCGCGAAGAAGAUUCCGCCCGAAGCCAGCAAGGGCGCAGCGUCUGGGAGCGCAAAGGUUAGUGCUGCAGGCAGCAGCGCCUCCUCUUCGAAGAAAAUCCGUCCUUGA
Molecule: messenger RNA, 822 nt
Organism: Thermochaetoides thermophila DSM 1495
Lineage: Eukaryota; Fungi; Ascomycota; Sordariomycetes; Sordariales; Chaetomiaceae
Exons: 1
Coding region: 1-822 (273 amino acids)
Source: RefSeq, a predicted model, not a curated record